UCUUUUGAUGCAAGAACACAUUUUGCUGCCCAGGAUUUCCUUUUCGUCUGAUCUAUGCGCUCUUCUUCCUUUUUCAUUAGCCUCCCAAACUUAUAAAGCUCUCCAUUUUUAUAAUUUCUAUUGGUAAGCCUCCUUCUCUCUGCGUCAGCUUCGCGGGCUUGGGUAUGGCGUUGAAGCUGCCAUUGCCGGGGGGAAUUGGAGGUCUCUCCUUCUUGGAAUCCGGCAAAGGGGCUUUUACAAAACUCAAAGGAAUUCCCUUAAAGAGGAGGGAGAAGACGGCCGGAUGGUCAAAUAGGGCGAGCUGCUCAAUUCAGCAAGGGCCUCCACCCGCUUGGCCUGGUCGCGCUGUUGUUGAAGAAAGCCGAAGGUCAUGGGAAGGUCCUAAGCCUAUAGCCAUCGUCGGAUCCACUGGAUCAAUUGGAACACAGACAUUAGACAUAGUAGCUGAGAAUCCAGAUAAGUUCAGAGUAGUGGCUCUCGCAGCAGGAUCAAAUGUGACUCUUUUGGCUGAUCAGGUGAAAACAUUCAAGCCUCAGCUUGUUGCUGUUAGGAAUGAAUCAUUGUUUAGUGAGUUGAAAGAAGCUCUAGCUGAUGCUGAGCACCAGCCUGAAAUAAUUCCUGGGGAGGAAGGUGUCAUAGAGGUCGCACGGCAUCGAGAUGCAGUCACAGUGGUCACUGGAAUAGUAGGUUGUGCUGGCUUGAAGCCGACGGUAGCUGCGAUAGAGGCCGGAAAAGACAUAGCUCUAGCGAACAAGGAGACCCUCAUUGCCGGAGGACCUUUCGUUCUUCCCCUUGCACAUAAACACAGAGUGAAAAUACUCCCUGCUGAUUCUGAGCAUUCUGCCAUAUUUCAGUGUAUCCAGGGCUUGCCGGAAGGCGCGCUUCGACGCAUAAUUUUGACUGCGUCCGGUGGGGCGUUCAGAGAUUGGCCUGUUGAAAAGCUCAGAGAGGUUAAAGUUGCUGAUGCUUUGAAGCAUCCAAACUGGAAUAUGGGAAAGAAGAUUACUGUAGAUUCUGCUACUCUUUUCAAUAAGGGUCUGGAAGUUAUUGAAGCACACUAUCUUUAUGGGGCUGAAUAUGAUUCAAUUGAGAUAUUAAUCCACCCUCAAUCAAUCAUACACUCAAUGGUUGAGACUCAGGAUUCUUCAGUUCUGGCUCAGUUAGGGUGGCCCGAUAUGCGCCUACCGAUCCUUUAUACGAUGUCGUGGCCAGAUAGAAUCUAUUGCUCAGAGGUUACAUGGCCUCGACUCGAUCUUUGCAAGCUUGGAUCUUUAACAUUUAAAGCGCCGGAUAAUGUGAAAUAUCCAUCAAUGGAUCUUGCUUAUGCCGCUGGCCGAGCUGGAGGAACAAUGACUGGUGUUCUCAGUGCUGCUAAUGAGAAGGCUGUGGAGAUGUUUAUUGAUGAGAAGAUCAGUUAUCUUGAAAUUUUCAAGGUUGUCGAACUCACUUGCGAUGCGCAUCGCAACGAGUUGAUCGAACGACCUUCACUUGAGGAGAUUGUUCAUUAUGAUUUGUGGGCUAGGGAUUAUGCUGCUGGCCUAAAAUUGUCAUCUGGAUUGAGUCCAGUUCCUGCUUAGGCCACCAAAAAAAAAAAAAUUUUCUGCUGCUCAGCAAAUGAGAGUUGAAUAGAUGUUGCAGCAGUUCUAUUACAUGCUUAAGCAUUCAUCA
This is a messenger RNA of Dendrobium catenatum, 1668 nucleotides long. RefSeq names its product 1-deoxy-D-xylulose 5-phosphate reductoisomerase, chloroplastic. Bases 165 to 1577 code for a protein of 470 amino acids. Gene Ontology annotation, biological process: isoprenoid biosynthetic process. The transcript has 12 exons. Gene Ontology annotation, molecular function: NADPH binding; 1-deoxy-D-xylulose-5-phosphate reductoisomerase activity; manganese ion binding. The record is from RefSeq and is a predicted model, not a curated record. NCBI's taxonomy places the organism in Eukaryota, Viridiplantae, Streptophyta, Magnoliopsida, Asparagales, Orchidaceae.